UGUAAACAUACAUGUGCUCGUUAUUCCGAUCUCUCUGAGAAUUCAGUCUUAUUGAUAUAUCUAUCAAAAUGUGUGAAGUGACGAAAAACAAUUUAGAAAAUUAUCUACCUCUUAUAGAAAAGUCUGCAAAACAAGCAGAUUUCAUUGCUAUAGACACAGAAUUCACAGGCUUGACAGUGAAUGACAGCAUGAAAUACAGCUUGUUUGACAGUGGAGAAGACAGAUACAAGAAGCUGAGAUGUAGCAUCUCCCAGUUCACUGUGUGUCAGAUAGGUGUGUCAGCCUUUGUGAAGCAGGGCACAGAGAACAGGUACUCUGUUCGCACGUUUAACUUCCAUCUGUUUCCUCGAUCCUUCGGACCUCAUGAUCCUCGCUUCCUGAUCCAAUCAUCAUCUGUUGAAUUCUUAUGCCGUUACAACUUUGACUUUCAAGAGCUGAUGUACAAGGGUAUAUCGUUCCUGAAUGGCCCUCAAGAGGACAUGAUCAGAGAACAUCUCAGCAAGAAGUUGCUGUUCCAGGGGCUCAAUAGGGAAGUGGAUGAGAGAGUUCUACAACAACUCUGUUCACAAGUGGCGGAGAAGUUUGUCACAGCGAAGAAGGGAGACACGUUCAUAGUCCAGAAAACUGAAGAGGUCCAGACGAUCAGUGACUAUGUUCUACACAACGAGAUCCGAAACCGCUUCCCAUCAGUGUGGACAUCCACCGACCACAUGGGAAAUUUUGUGGUGGAGGUGGUCACGUCAGAGAAGCGGCGCCAUCUGGAAGAGGACAGCCAGGAGAGUCGAGAACAGCAGCAAUUAUUAAACACACUUCUUGGAUUUACCCGAGUCUUCAGGAUUUUGACUGAAUGCAAAAAGCCUCUGAUCGGACACAACAUGUUGAUGGACCUGAUGUUCUUGUAUGACAAGUUCUUCCAGCCCUUACCACGCAAAUAUCAAGAUUUCAAGAACAGCUUACAUCAGCUCUUUCCUAUCAUCUACGACACUAAACACAUGGCCUUCUCUUUGAGAAAGGAAUUGGAAGACAAAACAUUGGUGGAAUCAACCUCCCUGCAAAGUCUGUACUCAUCAUUGGACAGCAUCCAGGGCAAGCAAAGGGUUCUCUUCUCUCCUGAUAUACAACAUGGCGCUGGAUACGACCGAUAUCGUAAGUGGACUUCUCACCUUGUCCAAUGUGGAUAUGUGUUCCUGAGGUUAGCACACAUUAUAACUCUGAAAGAUGUCAGAUCUACUGAGGCAGAGCCAUGUUCUUUCAUGCAGUACAGCCUUGCCUUGAAGAGUAACCUCAACAGUGUCAACAUGAUCCGGGCUGCCCAGUCACAUAUUAGACUUGAUGCUGCUGAUCCUCCGUCCAGGAAACCCGAGCUGCUGUAUGUCAAGUCUCGAAGGAUUGGCCACAGCCUUAGUGCAGAGCAGCUGGCACAGUGGUUUUCACCGUACGGUUCUGUAGACGUGAGGUUGAUGAGUGCACAGCGUGGGCUGGUUGCCACGGGAAACUACAGGUGUGCUAAGGACAUCCUGGAGAAUUUCAAAAAGCAUGACCAGAUCCGAGUGUGUUACUACAGUGUUUGGAGACAUUCCCCGGUAGUCAGAAGAGCAUUAUGGACCAGUGUUGUGGUGUCAGGGGGCAUCUGCUUGUGGGUGCUCUACUCCAGCAGCAGGAAGACCUGAUGAAGGAACAUCAGUGACAAGGAUGAUAGUAUUGCAGAAAAGGAAGAAGCUGUGCAACUCUGCCCUGAAUGGAAUGGCCAUCGACUGAUUGAAUAGUUGUUUGAUUGUAGGACUACCUAAUAUUUCAUCUUUAAACCCUGGGUUGAUGCAAUAUUAAAUUGAAGUUUCCAGAAA
This is a messenger RNA of Haliotis rubra (blacklip abalone), 1844 nucleotides long. Its product is annotated as pre-piRNA 3'-exonuclease trimmer-like. Gene Ontology annotation, molecular function: RNA binding; poly(A)-specific ribonuclease activity. Gene Ontology annotation, cellular component: endoplasmic reticulum; cytoplasm. The record is from RefSeq and is a predicted model, not a curated record. The transcript is spliced from 22 exons. NCBI's taxonomy places the organism in Eukaryota, Metazoa, Mollusca, Gastropoda, Lepetellida, Haliotidae. Bases 69 to 1670 code for a protein of 533 amino acids. Gene Ontology annotation, biological process: nuclear-transcribed mRNA poly(A) tail shortening.